Trichoplax adhaerens is the source of this 816-nucleotide messenger RNA. RefSeq lists its product as uncharacterized. The transcript has 6 exons. Gene Ontology annotation, molecular function: protein binding. The coding region runs from base 1 to 816 and encodes 271 amino acids. The record is from RefSeq and is a predicted model, not a curated record. NCBI's taxonomy places the organism in Eukaryota, Metazoa, Placozoa, Uniplacotomia, Trichoplacea, Trichoplacidae.
AUGAGAGACGUAAAUCUCGGUUGCGCAACAUAUGAAAAUCUAACUCAAGAGCUUGAGAAGCGGUAUUUAAAUUCACACGGAGCAGUCAUAUAUGACCACGCACAUACUAAAUGGAAUUAUAGAUGCAAUCAUCCAGAAGUUAUAGAGGCUAUGUAUGCUCUUGGUUCUAUGUAUGAAAAAGAAAUGAGACUAGACGAGGCAAUUCAAUGUUAUAAAGAUGCAAUACAACGACAAAUAAAAAUAAAAUCUACUACACAGAAAUUACUGCUAGUACGGGGUCUUUUGGGAUUUGGAUCUGUUUUAAGCACUCAAAAAAAUUUACUGGAAAGUAAACGCGUAAUUUUCAGAGCCCUGGAAGUAGCGACGGAUUUCUUAGGCUCUGAUCAUCCGUAUGUGACAUCUAUAUUAAGUGUGUUUGGUCAGCUAUCUUAUAAACAAAAUAGCUAUCGAGAAGCCUUGACAUUCUAUAUAGAAGAUUUAGCAGUAACCUGUAAAAAAUUUGGCAUUAUUCAUCCGCGGACCGCAGGCAUACUCAAUAAUAUAGCUUUAGCAUAUGCCGAUUUACAAAAAGAUAGUGCAGAAGCGAUUUAUUCCGUUGUAUUGUCUAUCCUUGGGGAUUACUACGGCGACACUCCGAAUAUUCAUGCUGCCAUUGCUCGAUUUAACUUAGCAUGCUUUUAUCAAAGCACAAAUAUGCACCAGCGUGCCGAAUAUCAAUUUAGGACUGCCGCUAAUUUAUUCGACACUUUAUUAGGAAGUUCUCAUCCUCACACUGAAGAAGCCAUGCAGUUGUAUCAAGACUCUUGUGCAAUCUAA